Molecule: messenger RNA, 703 nt
Organism: Helianthus annuus (common sunflower)
Lineage: Eukaryota; Viridiplantae; Streptophyta; Magnoliopsida; Asterales; Asteraceae
Product: protein translation factor SUI1 homolog 2
Exons: 2
Coding region: 181-525 (114 amino acids)
Biological process (GO): translational initiation
Molecular function (GO): translation initiation factor activity; RNA binding
Source: RefSeq, a predicted model, not a curated record
CGAAUAACCCGACCCGGUAAUCCGCAACCCACCGCCAUAGAAAUCACCCGCUUCCUUUUCUAUAUAAUCCCCCAACCAUCUUCUUAAUUUCUCAUACUAAUAUUCUUCGGUCAAUCUUCAAUCUUGCCGUUGAGAGGAGACAGAGAUUUUCGUAAAAUUAUCUUAAUUCAGACGAAGUUCAUGGUUGAUAUAGAAGUUCAGAUCCCAUCUGCUUUCGAUCCAUUUGCUGACGUUGAACAAGAUUCGGGCGGUGGUGCUGGAGUGAAAGAGUAUGUUCAUAUCCGCAUACAACAAAGAAAUGGUAGGAAAAGCUUGACAACAGUUCAGGGUCUGAAAAAGGAGCUCAGUUACGAGAAAAUUCUCAAAGAUCUCAAGAAAGAAUUCUGCUGUAAUGGCACUGUUGUGCAGGAUAAAGAGCUUGGUAAAGUGAUCCAGCUUCAAGGCGAUCAACGCAAGAACGUCUCUGCGUUCUUGAGCCGUGCAGGUAUUGUGAAGAAAGAUCAGAUCAAAAUUCAUGGUUUUUGAAGACAAAGUUUGUUGAUUGAAAGUUUAGUUGUUUUACUUACUAUUGAUGCCUACUAUAAAUUCUUGAAUUCUGUUCUUGUUUUAUGCUGUUUUUAAGUGAUUGAUAUCAUGAGUACCCGGAUGAUGUUCAUCAGUUUGUUUGGUCAUAAUGAAAUAAAAGUUCUCAGUGUUUUCAAUA